AUGGUUGUAUUUCAGUUAUUAAUAUCUAAAGGUUUCGAUAUAAACAAACUAAACUCAUCCAAUGAAACUCCACUGUAUUUAGCAGUUUGUAAAAGAAAUAAAGAGAUGGUGAAGUCAUUAAUUAAUUCAAAUUGUGACGUCAAUAUCAAAGAAGGUACCGUUUCGAAAUCAAUAUUAUCAGUGGCAAUACAAAUAGCAGAAACGACUAUUGCUAAAAUGCUGAUUAAAGCUGGUUGUGAUGUUAACAGCACUGAUAAAAAUGGCGUUACACCUUUAAUGGAAUGCGUAACAAAUGAUAACCAAUCUAUUACCGAAGUUUUAUUGAAGGCUGGUGCCAAUGUAAACCAUUGUGAUAAGAGCCGACAAACUCCAUUGAUGAAUGCAUAUCAUGCAAGUUAG
Patella vulgata (common limpet) is the source of this 399-nucleotide messenger RNA. Its product is annotated as fibronectin type 3 and ankyrin repeat domains 1 protein-like. Bases 1 to 399 code for a protein of 132 amino acids. Gene Ontology annotation, molecular function: protein binding. The record is from RefSeq and is a predicted model, not a curated record. The transcript has 4 exons. Lineage: Eukaryota; Metazoa; Mollusca; Gastropoda; Patellidae.